Messenger RNA from Oppia nitens, 3006 nucleotides. RefSeq names its product lysosomal alpha-mannosidase-like. Lineage: Eukaryota; Metazoa; Arthropoda; Arachnida; Sarcoptiformes; Oppiidae. The transcript has 3 exons. Gene Ontology annotation, biological process: mannose metabolic process. Gene Ontology annotation, cellular component: lysosome. The annotation marks the transcript as partial. Gene Ontology annotation, molecular function: alpha-mannosidase activity; carbohydrate binding. The record is from RefSeq and is a predicted model, not a curated record.
UGUAGUAUAUUAAACAAAAUUGAAAGCAAAUCAUCAGUUGGCAAUCAGUUUGGUUGUCAUUAUAAUAAUUGUUUCAAACAAACGGAUGCAAACAAAUUGAAUGUACAUUUGGUUGCCCACACUCACGAUGAUGUGGGUUGGCUUAAAACGGUUGACCAGUACUACUACGGGUCCAACUCAAGCAUUCAAAGUGCGGGCGUUCAAUACAUAUUAGAUUCGGUAGUCGUAGCACUCGACCAGAACCCGGACCGUCGGUUUAUUUACGUGGAGACAGCGUUUUUCUGGAAAUGGUGGACACAACAGGACAAUCAUACCAAACAAACGGUCGUUAAAUUGGUUAACAAUGGACAAUUGGAAAUAAUUAGCGGCGGUUGGAGUAUGAAUGAUGAGGCGACCACUCACUACAGUGCCAUCAUUGACCAAAUGACGUGGGGAUUCAAACGGCUUCGGGAUAUGUUUGGCGAGCCGUGUGGUGUACCGAAAAUCGGUUGGCAUAUCGACCCGUUUGGUCACAGCCGUGAAAAUGCUUUACUGUUUGCAAAAUUCAAUUUCGACGGACUUUUCUUUUCGCGUAUUGAUUAUGAAGACAGAGACAAGAGAUCCGCUGAUAAGACACUGGAAAUGAUUUGGCAAACAAGUGAUGAUCUCUCCAGAGAACAGUCAGACUUGUUUACCGGAGAUAUGUGGUUAGGAUACGGAAAUGUAACGGCUUUUUGUUGGGAUCUAAACGGCUGUCGAAAUGUCUUUAAUUUGAAUGAACCCAUCAUUGAUGACCCGGAGUGUGAAGACUAUAAUGUCGAUGAUAUGGUUAACAAGUUUGUCGACUAUAUGCUCAGUUACUCCAAAUAUUAUGCCACAAAUCAUAUGAUGUUUCCGAUGGGGGAAGACUUUAUGUAUCAGUCGGCCAAUCCGUGGUUCAAAAAUAUGGAUAAACUAAUCAAAUAUGUAAAUGAAAGACAAAACAAAAUCAAAGUGUUUUAUUCGACGCCAACCUGUUAUCUGAAGAGUCUUCAAGAAACUAAUCACACGUUUGUCACCAAAGAAGACGAUUUUUUUCCUUACGCGUCAGAUCCUCACUCCUAUUGGACCGGAUAUUUCACUAGUCGUCCGGCGCUUAAACGAUACGAAAGAUCUGCCAAUAAUUUUCUACAAAUUUGCAAACAGUUGGAUGUUUUGAGUGCUGGUAACGGUUCCAAUGCUAAUAAGAUAACAGCGCUUAGAGAAUGGAUGGGUGUUAUGCAACAUCACGAUGCAGUGGCCGGCACUGAGAAACAACACGUGGCCGACAACUAUGUACUGAAACUGUAUAAAAGUGUUGAAAAAUGCCAACAAGUAGUCAGUGAGUCAUUGGCUAAACUGUUAAUCAAACAACAAUCGGCUCCCAAACUGCCGCAACAAUUUUGUCAAACAUUAAACGUAAGCGCCUGUCCCCUAACCGAAUCGGACAACUCACUUGCAAUUACUGUAUACAAUCCGACCGGCCAUUCAAUCAAUCAUACUAUUAGGUUACCGGUGACUAAUAAGAUGUUUCAAGUGUUGGACUUUUCAGGUAAAACAGUUCAAUCAGCAGUCGUUCCCAUUCAAGAGGCUGUCCGUCGAAUACCUGAAAGAGUCAGUAAAGCAAACGAUGAGUUAGUAUUUGAGGCCAAAAUACCAUCCCUUGGAUUUUCUACUUAUUUAUUAAAACAAAAUAGUGUUACAUCAAAGUCUAAGACAGCAAAUGUACGAAAGAUUACCACAAGUUUUACACUAAAAGCCAAAAGUUUUGAUGUAAUGUUUGAUAAAUCAGGAAAAUUAUCGUCAAUUAAACUGAAAAAUGGACAGUUUGUUGAUUUUAAACAACAAUUCAAAUAUUAUAAAUCUAAAUCUGGAAACAAUACUAAACCUGAGUUGAGAGCAUCGGGUGCUUAUAUAUUCCGUCCGGAAGGGUCAUCACUGGCAUACAGCGAUUACGAUUUUGAGGCCAAACUAAUCCAAUCAGACAGUAUUGCGGAAGUACAUCAAAAAAUCAAUGCAUACAUAAGCCAAGUAAUCAGAGUCUAUCCAAACCGGGAGUUUAUUGAGUUUGACUACGUGUGUGGACCCAUACCAGUGAACGACAACAUUGGUAAAGAAAUCGUUGCAUUUUUUCAGACAAACCUAACUACAAAUGGCGUAUUUUAUACCGACUCUAAUGGACGACAAAUGAUGAAACGGGUGCUCAACCAACGGCCCACUUGGAACCUAACGAUAACUGAACCAGAAUCAGGAAAUUAUUAUCCCGUCAAUAGCCGAAUAGCCAUUAAGGAUGUGAAACAAAAUGUUCAGAUGACUGUCUUAAAUGAUAGGUCACAGGGAGGCAGUAGUCUUAAAGAUGGUUCGGUUGAGCUGAUGAUCCACAGGAGAAACCUAUUUGACGACAAGUUCGGUGUGAAUGAACCGCUCAACGAACCGGGAACUGAUGGCCAGGGAUUAGUUAUUAGAGGACAAUUAAAAUUAGUUGUAUCUGAUAUCGAAACGGCUGCCGAACAGCACAGGGAUUUAGCACAAAGACUAUAUAUGGAGCCAUUAAUGGUAUUUUCCAAAUAUGCAUUUAGUGAGGAACAGUACUUCAAAAAUUAUAAAACUAGUUAUUCAGCUCUUAAUCAGGAGUUACCCAAAAAUAUUCAUUUGCUUACUCUGGAAGACUGGACAUCAGAUAAUGGGACAGUUGUUUUGCUUAGAUUAGAGCACUUUUACCAGACAAAUGAGUCGAAAUCCAUGUCCAAACCGGUUGAUAUUAAUCUAAAUAAUUUAUUUGUACCGUUUUUUAUCAGCGAAGCAGUAGAGCAAACAUUGGGUGCAAAUCAAGAUAUUAGUGAAAUGAAAAAUAGAUUGAAAUUUAAGACAAUAAAUAAAAAUGAGUUCAUCGGUACUGAAUUGAAACCAAUUAAUAAAUUUGAUAACAAAAACAAUGAUUUAAUAAUAAAUUUGAAACCAAUGGAAAUCAAAACAUUUCUUAUCAAAUUGAAAAACAAGUUUUCAUAA